Peromyscus maniculatus bairdii (prairie deer mouse) is the source of this 1927-nucleotide messenger RNA. The record is from RefSeq and is a predicted model, not a curated record. NCBI's taxonomy places the organism in Eukaryota, Metazoa, Chordata, Mammalia, Rodentia, Cricetidae.
CUGUGGGCAAACGAGCCUUAUGAAACAACCGCAUGUUGGACUCCUGCGUGCACACCCCUUCAGGGGAGGCUCUGGGUUUGAAGGGGCCUUGUAGGCCCUUCCCACUUGUGUCUAUGACUAAGACGGUUGUGCAGAUCAGGGUGCACAAAGCCCUGGAGAGCCUGGCCCAAGGAGCUCCAUGUCCAGCCACAGAUGGGUGGCAAAUAACAGGAUCCCACUACCUCAGGCUUGAACAAAUUGGGGAGACCCUCAUACCCACCAUCCACUGCUCAUCCCUCCCCUUCUACAUGUGGGAAGGGUUUGCUGUAGAUUUAGAGACAGCCCUGGUAGGGCUAGUGUUGCGUGGCUAUCUAGACUGCAUGUGUAGUACAGCUCUCCAGCCAUACAUAAGCAGGAAAGAGGUGGCUGCUCUAAACUCUGAAAAAGCAAAAGCUCUCCCUCUGCAUUUGCUCCACCUGGCACUUUGCCCAGGGCUGGUAACACGGCAAAGGAGGCACUGGGGUAUUAAACUCAUCCCAGCGAGGCUGCCACCGGGGGCCAACACCCCACUGCCCACCUAGAGGAAGGGAUUGAGCCUUGUGCAGGUAGCUGGUGUACUCAGCAAACAGCCCUCAUUUCAGCAACACUCACCACCUCAGGCUGUCAGCUGGACCCCCAUCUGAAGACACUUGUGGCAUCUUAAGAUGGCUCUCUUCUUCCCCCACCCAGCCUGGCAUCUUGAGCUACUGCAGAGGUUUUCUGUAGCCAACUGGCCUGCUGUGCCUUUGGGUCACUCUGUGUUUGGGGUUAUCUAGGAUGUGCUAUAUUCCCAUUGCCUCAGCUUCUGUGAGACAGGGUCCUGGAGCUGGGUGCCAUGAGGGGACACUUGGAUACCUAGGACACAGGAGGCCUAACCUUAUCCUUAUCUGACAGCCUGUACUUGUGGUGUGUGCCCUGUUCCCCUUAGGUAAACAAGAGGUAACAGGAGAGGUCAGAGGGUACAUGAGAGGGUUAGUCAAGUGUCCAGUGCAGGCCUGUAGGUAGGCAGGAGCAGCCAUGCAUGGCAACAUUGUCACGGAGACUCCUCCCAAACCACUGUCUGUUGGGAAUGGCUGACCCUGAGGGAGUCAGGGAUGGUUUAGUGACAGGAACCUUCCUGUUCUAGGCAUUCAUGUGGCCCUACUUCCUGCUAAUCUACAAUCUACAGCCUUCUGGAGCCCCUGGGCCCCCAGAAGCCCUUCUUGACUCCUCUCAGGGGCAGCAGGUGGAGGAGGGGCUGAGGACAGCUGCUACCAGGCAGCUCCCUGGCUGGCUGGACUGGCAGUACCAGCCACCAGCCACUGCUCAUCCCUCCCCUUGCCAGCCUCUCUUGGAGGGCAGCUCCAGACCUUAUCGGCUGGGCUGGGGAGGAAGACAGUUAUCAGGUCCUUGGCAGCUACACUUCCCUGGUCUCUGAGGGCGGCACUGGCUGCCUCCCCUGAUAAAUGUCCCUCGAGGGAGGAGAGUCCCCCACCCCUCAGAAGAGGCCCCAGCUGGAAAAGCAGUGUCUUACAUUCCUGAGGGCCAGGGCUGGGCCACUGCCCUGCCCCCUGGGUUGGAAUUCCUGCUUUGCUUAGUCCUUUUGACUCGACCCUGAGCUAAUUUCUAAUUAUCUUGCCCACCUCAGGCCUGCAGCAUGCAGUCCCAGGAGAGUGGCGUCCACUACAGCAGGUGGGACAGCAGCAGCCGGGAUGAGGUCAGCAUGACUGCCGGGUCCAGCACUGAGGAGGUCCCGUGCUAUAGGAGGAUCUCCCAGAAGCUGUGCUCGGGCAAGCUGGGGAUCGCCAUGAAGGUGCUGGGUGGAGUGGCCCUCUUCUGGAUCAUCUUCAUCUUGGGCUACAUCACUGGCUACUACGUGCACAAGUGCAAAUAAAUGCUGCCACACUCCCGCCCUGGGGGUUCCCUCCCA